Molecule: messenger RNA, 777 nt
Organism: Linepithema humile (Argentine ant)
Lineage: Eukaryota; Metazoa; Arthropoda; Insecta; Hymenoptera; Formicidae
Source: RefSeq, a predicted model, not a curated record
AUGGCGUCCAAAUUGCUGACGCGGCUGUUGCUAAGGGCUAAAAAUAAUGAUGAUAUCAUUCUUGUAACAACGCAAAAUGAUGCUCAAAAUGCUGACGGUGCAAAAUUGGGCCUGCAGAUUCUAAGAAAAACGAUGACGUUAUCCGUAAAAUAUGUGGUCCCCUCCAAUCUCUUGUUCACCACGCUCUCGGAUGAGGAACAACCCGGACAACGAACGGACACGGUGAGUAUCGACAACGUUUUAUUCUGUACAGGUAAGGAUUUGAAUAAUUUCAAUGAAAAAACUGAUUUUUGGGCUUAUCACGAGCAAAUAGUAAGCGAUUUAAAUAAUGCAAAAAGCGUAGAUCUAGACAGCAACCAAAUGGCUGAAGAUUUGAAAUAUUAUCUGCAUCAGAAUCUAGCAAGGCGUUACUUGACAGUAAUAGCAACUUCAGUACCUUCUGAGCGUUUAUUUUCUAAAGCAGGUCGAAUUAUGAGCGAGUCAAGAAAUCGAAUUAAAGGAUGUCGAACUUCUUUCUACGACUUAAUUCUGUUUUCCGGAUGGCUCAUUCUGGCUGCAUCCGCCUACCGGUUGCAAGGUACGCUUCACUUCAAAACCGACGGAAGUCUGAAAGUCGAUCGCCGAGAACACCCGACCGGAAUGAGGUACGCCUCACUUCAAAACCGACGAAAGUCUGGAAGUCAAUCGCUGGAAACACCCGACCGGAGUGAGGAACGCCUGACUUACAGAUCGACGGGAUACAGGAAGCCGGUUACCGGGAACACCCAACCGAAAUGA